Alternaria burnsii is the source of this 1020-nucleotide messenger RNA. Its product is annotated as glycoside hydrolase family 16 protein. The transcript is spliced from 4 exons. Gene Ontology annotation, biological process: glucan catabolic process. Lineage: Eukaryota; Fungi; Ascomycota; Dothideomycetes; Pleosporales; Pleosporaceae. Bases 1 to 1020 code for a protein of 339 amino acids. The record is from RefSeq and is a predicted model, not a curated record. Gene Ontology annotation, molecular function: hydrolase activity, hydrolyzing O-glycosyl compounds.
AUGUCCCUCAAGUCACUGUUCGUUUCUAUUCCGUUCCUUUGGCGCUGUGCUACCGCACUACCAGCAGGACCUGGUUCAUGGCCUAAUGGAACCUCCUUUGCUUACUCCUCUUCAAAUGAUGUGCAUGCAUCGGCUGCCUACAACUUGAUCGAUACGUACGACUCGAGUAACUGGGCGAGCAAGUUUGAUGUCCAGGACAUUGCCGACCCCACGCAUGGCUUUGUGGACUAUGUCAAUGCGCAAGAAGCCCAGCAGCUCGGUCUAAUGAAGACACAGAACGGCCAGGUAUACAUGGGUGUAGACUCAACAUCUCGACUCGACCCCAAUGGCCCCGGUCGAAAGAGUGUACGUGUCCAAAGCAAGACAGCCUACAACCGUGCGCUUGUUAUUGCAGACUUCGCACAUGUUCCUGGGAGUGCAUGCGGUUCAUGGCCAGCUUUUUGGAUGGUCGGUCCUAACUGGCCAAACCAAGGCGAGAUAGACAUCUACGAAGGCGUACACAUGAGCCCUUCCAAUCAGGUCACUCUCCACACAUCCCCGGGUUGCAAUCCUUCCAUCGGCCCGGGUGGGGAAACUGGAAGCCGUCUAGCAGGAGAUUGCGGUGCCGGCGGCGGCUUCAACGGCUGCGGCAUCUUAGCCAACAACCCCGUCACGUACGGUACACCUUUCAACGCUAAUGGCGGUGGUGUAUACGCCACUUUGUGGACAUCUUCUGGCAUCAAAGUAUGGUACUUUGCUACUCGGGAUGUACCAGCGAAUAUCCGGACCGGUAACCCCGAUCCUGCGACUUGGGGUACUCCGAUCGCGAAUUUCGGCGCAGGUUGUGAUUACAAUGCCAGAUUCAAGGACUUGAAUAUCGUAUUUGACAUAACAUUCUGUGGGGAUUGGGCGGGCGGCGUCUGGGGCUCAAACUCCUGCUCGCAGAUUAACCCGAGUUGCAAUGCUUAUGUGGCAAACCAGCCACAGAGCUUUUCAGAUACAUACUGGCUCGUCAACUCCGUCAAGGUGUACAGUGUCUAA